This is a messenger RNA of Planococcus citri (citrus mealybug), 1826 nucleotides long. It is a transcript of the gene cpb, whose product is annotated as F-actin-capping protein subunit beta. Gene Ontology annotation, cellular component: cytoplasm; F-actin capping protein complex. Gene Ontology annotation, molecular function: actin filament binding. The transcript has 6 exons. The record is from RefSeq and is a predicted model, not a curated record. Gene Ontology annotation, biological process: actin cytoskeleton organization; barbed-end actin filament capping; regulation of lamellipodium assembly. Lineage: Eukaryota; Metazoa; Arthropoda; Insecta; Hemiptera; Pseudococcidae. The coding region runs from base 308 to 1135 and encodes 275 amino acids.
ACGCUGUCGUUGUGGCGCUGUAGUGGUAAUCUUCACUUCUUGAAUUGAAUUCUCUUUACUUCCCAACUCCACAAUUUUUAUUCGAGAUUUUGAUCUAUGUAUAUGUAGCCUAAAUAAAUGUUAACCAAAUGAAUACCGAUCGGAUUACCUGCCUGUGUUUUUCAUUAUGAGCAAUCAUUUCUGGUGGAAGUUGUGAAUCAUUCCUGUAAUUUUUUCGAUUGUAAUACGUACAAUCUUACAUUAUUUAUUUAUUUUUCUUUCUUUUCUUUCUAUAUAAUAUACGGUCAAUUAUAUCCAAUACUUCAUAAUGACUGAACUACAAAUGGAUUGUGCAUUGGAUUUAAUGCGGCGACUCCCACCGCAACAAAUCGAGAAAAAUUUGAGUGAUUUGAUUGAUAUUGUACCAAGCCUCUGCGAGGAUUUGCUCUCUUCUGUUGAUCAGCCUUUGAAAAUCGCCCGCGAUAAAGAAUCUGGUAAAGAUUACUUGUUAUGUGAUUACAACAGAGAUGGAGAUUCUUACAGAUCUCCUUGGAGUAAUUCUUAUGAUCCACCUUUGGAAGACGGUUCAAUGCCCUCUGAAAGGUUACGCAAACUAGAAAUUGACGCCAAUUAUGCUUUUGAUCAAUAUCGUGAGAUGUAUUUUGAUGGAGGUGUUUCAUCGGUAUAUCUUUGGGAUCUCGAACACGGUUUCGCUGGUGUUAUAUUAAUCAAAAAAGCUGGAGAUGGCUCCAAAAAAAUUAAAGGAUGUUGGGAUUCAAUCCAUGUUGUCGAAGUGCAAGAAAAAUCAAGCGGAAGAAAUGCUCAUUAUAAAUUAACAUCCACUACCAUGUUAUGGCUGCAAACAAAUAAAAUUUCAUCAGGAACUAUGAAUCUUGGUGGAAGUUUAACGAGACAGAUUGAGCAAGACGCAAGCGUAUCAGAAUCCAGUCCCCAUAUCGCUAAUAUCGGUCGUUUAGUUGAAGAUAUGGAGAAUAAAAUACGAAAUACUCUCAAUGACAUUUACUUUGGGAAAACUAAAGAUAUUUUGAAUGGUUUACGUAGUGUUCAGCAAUUAUCCGAUAAGGGUCCCCAAGAAGCUUUGAAACAAGAUUUAGCAAAUGCUCUUCAAAGAAGACAAGCGAAAACUGAAAAUUAGUAAAUUGUGAUGUUUAUUAUAGGUUAUUAUGAAACUGUUAACAAUUUUUGUUAAUAUGUUUUCGUCCCCUUGUUGAAGCCAUUUAAAUGGAAUUAUUGGCAUAUUGUUAUGCAUUGGAAUCGUAUUUUGUACUUUUUUUUCUGGACGAAACGUGUUCAUGGUGCGAAACUGUAUGAAUUUCGAAUUCCAUGUCCCUUUUGAGUUUUUUUUUUUCAAUGUAUUUUAUAUACCAUACCGAAUUUUCAAUCUUACUUUAACGAGUAUUAUUUUUUUUGUUAAAUUUCAAUAUUUAUUGUUCCAGUAGCAAUCGAAUUUUGUGUGUUGAAACUUUCGCUUAAGCGUCAAUUCUGUGAUAAAAAUAUUAGGAUCAUUUCUUAUAUAUCCGUAAUCUUCAAAUGAAAGUUUGUAUUGAAAUUUUUGUUAUUUUUAGUCCACAGAUUGCUUAAAAUCUUGAUAUUUUCGGUGAUUUUCAAAUCGAGCCUUUUGAAUUGUAUUUCGAUGUCUAUAUUCAGUAAUUAGAAAUUAGUUAAUCAUAGUUUAAUUUCACAACUCAUUUUUUAAAAUUUUCGUUACGUUUACAAUUGAUCAUUGUUGAGUACGUUCAAAUGUUUACUAUAUAUUUUAAAGUUAUCUUCGUAGUAUAUUCAUAAUCAUAUGUAUUCUAUUGUAAUAUAAUUUGUUUUUAUUAUUA